AUGAAACCUGAAAAAAAAAACUUUCAGAAUACUGCCUCAUCGCCGAGCUCAUCAACAUCUGACACCAACUCUCCAGGACAUAGCAAAAAUCUAGGAUCUCCAGACGACGUCAGUGAGGAUUGUUCUACAUCUCCACUAGUACCUUGUGUACUAUCACCAAUACCGGAACGAAAUCAUUGCUCUAACUUUAGUGGCUUAAUAGAAGAAAAGGAUUAUUCGCUACCACCUGGACAGAAUUUGUCGGAAGCUAUUGGAAGUCUGCCGUCUAUUUCAUCACCAAGUUCAAAUGACUGCUUACUUGGUAGCGCAACAAGUGAAAAGGUACUACCUCAACACCGUAUACAGAAUCAAUGUGAAACGGGAAUCGAACGAACCACAUCCUCGUCGAAUCUGCUGGAAGUUACACUUGUAAAAUCUCCUAACCGUGUAGCUAGUCCUCAAAACACGAACAAAAGAGGCAGACCACGGAUACAGGUUGGAGAGCCCACUACAGUAAGAUGUGAAGUCGAUGAAAAUUUGGAGGAAGAAGAGCUUGAUGAGAUCAUCAUAUCCCCAACUAAAGAUCAGAUGUCUAAUUCAUCUAGAACCCUGAAACCCAAUUUCCUAGCUUCUACAACGACCAAUUCGAAUCCAAAUUCGUCUGGAACGCUGGAAACCGAUUUUCUAGAUGAAGAUUCGGUUGUGGACGAGAAUCUGGAGGAUUCGGACGUUGAUGAAAUCGAGAUUUCAUUUAGUCCGAUCUGUAGUUCAAGAGCAGUGUCGAAUGAAAAUGACUCGGGUGUAUUUGAUGGGAUCUCGGUUGGAGGAUGUUCUUUGGAAGAUGGACUUCCCGAUUCUGUUCCAUCUGCCGUGGAAAUUUGUUCGGAGGAUCCUAUUGAAUUGGAUGUUCAAAUAGAGGAUGGUACCCAAACACAGAAUGACUAUGAGCCUGGAAAUUUGGAUCUGCCUUCCUGUCAAUCCGAUGUCCACGAAAAUCCCCUUUUCCCAUCUCCAACAGUGGAAAAUGAAGGAGAAGUCUUGAAUCAAAAAAUUGACUGUUCCAAAGAUUUUGUGAGUAGCGAAGUCCACAAAGCGUCCAGUAAUUGUAACAUGUGUGGCGGAUAUGAUUCAGGAUCUCUUAAUGAUUUCGGAAACGACGAGAUGGUAGCCUUGCCAAAUGCUUUCGUCCGAGAAGAAUUAUCAGAGUUUUUGGAUUUGGGAGCAGGACGCAUUUUGAUGAAGAAAUCCCCUGAAGAACCGUAUACGAUCCCAUUUAGUCGGGUUCAUCUCCCCAACCGAUUCAAGGGUUCUCGAAUUUUCCACUCUUCCAAGGGCAGACUGCCAACAGGCUUCAAAUUCAAGCAGUUGGAUGACACGGCCCAGAACAUCCAGACUACCCCAACCGGUCCAUAUCCUUCAACACCGGAUGAAUGGCACAUCGAAUCGCAGGCCAAAGAUAUUAGGCGUUUUCUUGAGGGACUAGAAACACGGAAUAUGGAUACGUUGAGAGCCAUUGAUGGAGGAAAUGAUAGAAAGAAGAACAGCCUGAAACUUCUGAAGACGGUGUUGAACGAGGAUUUCGCCAAGGAAGAUUUUUCAAAGUAUGCUAAAGUGUAUGAGCAGGAAAUGGAGAUAAUACCUUUUCUGUUUUUGGAGAAUUGGGAGAAAAGUCAAUCGGAGCAAUUGGCGGUGGAAAGGAGCAUUGUGCCGAUUCAGUUGAGACACAGUUUGGAGAGAAUGAGACGCCAAGAACUAGACGAAAUCUGGACGGAACAGUUCACCAAAUACCGCACCCAAUAUGAUCUGGAUCAUUUCAAAAUCAGCAUGAACUCGAAUGCAUUUCGGAGCUAUGUUGGACCCUGGGAAGCUGGCAGAGUGGCAUUUGUCGCCAACUUUCAAGGAUACAUUGAGCGGAUUCUUCGAUUCCAUUUUCGAGAAAUAUCAAACACUGAAAUUGAGUAUCUUGUAGAGGAGUUCUCAAAAGCUAAAACCAACUUGAAACAGAAUCUGAAGAAGGAGCUUAUUGAGCAAAAAUGGAUGCCAAAGAUUUCUCAAAAUGAAGGGAAGCUAUUAAGAAUGGCCUAUUAUAGGAAUUGGAAUAGCUUGGAAGGAUUCAAAAUAGCUACGAUGAGUGUUGAGACGUGCAGUGCUACGAUAAAGCAUAACUUCAAUUCCCAAAGAAACGGAUCAAGAGAAUGGGAGAGCUUUGAAGUGUUUCUUCAGAACUUGGUGAAAAGAAAUCCGAAGCUCAUCAAGGUCCUUCCUUGGGUGAUAAGAGAUCCUCCAGCCGAGACAUCCAAGCGUCUUCAACCACAUCGAGCAGCAAAAACAUGGACCGAUAAAGAGCUGCCGGAUAUUACGGAGUAUCCACCAACAAAGAUAAUUGGGAAUGGGGUGAAUUAUGAAGAUUCGGGUGGUAUCCCGUUGUUCGGAGGAGUUCUAGGAGGGGAUAAAGAGCAGAAGAAGGAAGACAGUGGGAGAGAAGUUUCGACCUUCAAAUUUGCACACUACCCCAAAAAUUGGGUCCAUGAUCCGAACUCCGAAAUCGACGAGAUCCCUCUAGAAGGGGUGUUGGCUGAAGUCACCAGAAGGGCCAUAAAGCGAGAGGCUCUAGAAGUUUCUAAAGACAAGCAACCUGCCAAAAAGAAGUCUAGGAUUGUUUUUUGUUGUAUUGUGUUCUCAAUAGGUCGUGUUUUAGAAUUAAUAGUUUUAAAGGGUCACAGUUUCAAAAUGUUUGUUAAUUUAGAUUUGAACAUGAACAUUAAUAGUACGGUCGGAAAUCGAAAAUAUUUCG
Caenorhabditis briggsae is the source of this 2773-nucleotide messenger RNA. NCBI's taxonomy places the organism in Eukaryota, Metazoa, Nematoda, Chromadorea, Rhabditida, Rhabditidae. The record is from RefSeq and is a predicted model, not a curated record. The transcript is spliced from 8 exons. The annotation marks the transcript as partial.